Molecule: messenger RNA, 1385 nt
Organism: Suillus bovinus
Lineage: Eukaryota; Fungi; Basidiomycota; Agaricomycetes; Boletales; Suillaceae
Exons: 7
Coding region: 4-1017 (337 amino acids)
Source: RefSeq, a predicted model, not a curated record
AAAAUGGCACUUCCAUCUAUCAAUCGUAUGUUCAUAACUGCAGCUUGGUUAGAGUCUAUUCUAUAUGGUAUGCAUCCUUUUUCUGAGCCCUGUGUGCUUUUCGGCGUAUGUAUGUAUGCCUUGUUUCACCGGUACAAACCGCUGCAUUGGAUCAACACUCUUUCAUGCGUUUUCCACAUUUCAAUCGCGACAGCACACAACAUCCUCUCCCUUUUGCUCUCUCUGGAGGCUUUUACAAAUCCUGCUAUAAUAUCCAUCCCCGACGGAAGUAGCAUAUACUUGUUCAAGAACACAACCUUGACGAAGACGAUGGGGGGAUUGUUUCUUCUCAACGUGCAUAUUAUAUUUGUCAUAAAUCGCGUCUCAUUGUUACUUUUUCAGGGCUUCGCUCUAAAUUUACUGCUAAUAUGGAGGUUUUAUGUGGUUUGGAGUCACAAGUGGAUCCUUGCUUUUGUUUUGCUAAUUCUGGAAGCUGCACAGUUCGCUACUGGUGUCGCAAACUUUGCCAUGGUGAUAAUCGAUCGCACAUUUUCAAAUACUGCCCUAGCUUUAGGGAAAGCUAGUUGCGCAUGCAAUCUUACUCUUACUAUCAGUGUCACGUCCGGAAUCGCAUAUCGUCUUUGGAGGGCGGGCCGACAUGUAUCUGGGCUGGCUGUUCACAAUUCCUACAAGGCUACCAUAUAUACUAUCAUCGAGUCCGGUGCGAUCUAUACCAGUAGCAUCGUGGUAUUGUGCGCUCUGUACCAGGCCGGGAACGAUGCUUUUAUCGUGGCAAUUAAUGUUGUUACCCAGAUUGCUACCUUGACCCCGCUUUUGCUCAUCGCCAGUUUGAGCUUUGGCCUGAUGCACAGAAAUAGUGCAUAUUACGAGACAUCAACACCAACGGGGCCCGCUUUCGCUCGACCAAUCCAGGUCACAAUUACCCAGGAAACACGUAUCCACCCUAUAGACACUAUGGAUUCUAGUACACAAUCUAGGAAGAGUCAGAGUAUACGGGCAUAUCAUGACGACACAUAGUGACAUUGGUUAGAAGAUUCGCAUGGAUCCAUGCUGCGCAUGCAUUGAGAACUCAGGGAAGAUCAUCCAAUUAUUCUGGUAGGAAGAACUGACAGCUUUUGAACACAUGCGCAACGACGUUCCAUACGAGCACUCCCUUCCUAUUUUUGCCAUCAUUCUAUCCAAGGCCAGACAUUCAAGUUACCGGACUGGCCCCACGAUUUAUGUGCGAGUUCCGGAAGUUUAGCGAUGGGCGGAGCCAUGGAUCUACGGUAGCAUGCUAAUAGUCUUUUUGACGGCGACCGUAAUGGUAGUAAAAGGAUUGGUUGUCACGUGACGUAGUAUGAAAUAUUUGUGAUCAGCGCUGUAAUGCAGAAUCUAAAUCCUGC